Molecule: messenger RNA, 405 nt
Organism: Orbilia oligospora ATCC 24927
Lineage: Eukaryota; Fungi; Ascomycota; Orbiliomycetes; Orbiliales; Orbiliaceae
Exons: 4
Coding region: 1-405 (134 amino acids)
Source: RefSeq, a predicted model, not a curated record
AUGGUUCACGCAGGCGGAAUCUACGUUCUUAAGAAUCAGAACACUGACACUGUUCUCGACGAGAACCAGGGUAACAACUGGGUUCGUGCCUGGGGCGGUAAUGGUGGUGACAACCAGAAAUGGGAGCUCAACCGUGACGGCCCAGGUCACAGAUGGUGGUUGCGAAAUAUUGCCACCGGAAGAUAUCUUGCUCCAGAGAACGAGGAUCUUGGUGCCGCUUUGAGGACAAACGACGAGCCAUUCCUCUGGCACAUCUCCGAUGACGAGGGUGGUCACCGUCUCCAAAUCCAUCACGAUCUUGACCUCCACAUCGAUGUCAAGGAUGCCAGCCGUGACGACGACACCGUUGUCCUCCUCUGGGAGCGAAAGGGCAACAACCAAGUCUGGAUCCUCGAAGACGCUUAA